This is a messenger RNA of Ogataea philodendri, 2427 nucleotides long. RefSeq lists its product as uncharacterized. The transcript has a single exon. Gene Ontology annotation, molecular function: magnesium ion transmembrane transporter activity. The record is from RefSeq and is a predicted model, not a curated record. NCBI's taxonomy places the organism in Eukaryota, Fungi, Ascomycota, Pichiomycetes, Pichiales, Pichiaceae. The coding region runs from base 1 to 2427 and encodes 808 amino acids. Gene Ontology annotation, cellular component: membrane. Gene Ontology annotation, biological process: magnesium ion transport.
AUGAAUUUGUCUCUUGCUCUGGAGAACGUCAAAAUCAACUUGAUCGGUGACAAAGCCACAGAUUCAUUUUUUGCUAAGAAUCGAAUUUUGAUCGGCUGCCUUUCCGGUAUACUCUCUUCAGCUUGUCAGUCGGUAGGAUUAAUCCUGCAACGUAAAUCACAUCUGAUAUGUGAAUCUUCUGGCUCGGGAUCUACAAUAAUGACACCUUAUAAGAGGUCACUUUGGCAUCUGGGCUUCUCACUUUUCAUCAUAUCGAAUGUAUUUGGGUCGAGCAUACAACUGUCUACCUUGCCGGUGAUAAUACUAAGUCCUCUUCAGUCAAUCGGUUUGGUUUUCAAUACUAUUUUCAAUUCGUUGAUUUUAAACGAAAAGUUUACGCUUGGGUCUUUCUAUGGUACGGGUUUGGUUGGCUUCGGAGCAUUUUUGAUUGCCCUAUUUGGGAGUUUCAUCGAUGAGCCCGAAUACAAUUUAUCUCAGUUUUUGAUCCUGCUUGCACAGAAAGAGUUUAUUGGGUGGCUUAUACUGGAGUAUGGAAUCGUUAUUUUUUUCCUUUGGUGGAUCCAUGUUUCUGGAAAACACGCUACAAACUCAUCAAGCACGAUCGAUGCCAAUGAGAGAACAAAUAUGGUCUCUCCUGUAAGACCUGUUUACAAUCAGGUUUUAGGUAUCUUUGGAUGUGAGACCACUAAUAAUGUUCAAGAGAGGGAACCUGCUUCAUCUCCUAGUCGACCUCCAUCGGGAUUUACACUCAUUUUAGUCAGAUGCGGCUCUUUUUUCCACCACCUUCUAUUCACGAACUCCAGCGUUACAACUAAGUCGAUACAAGGUGUACUUUAUGGUGUUACCUCCGGUAUUCUCUCGGCACAUUCGCUUUUGCUUGCUAAAUCCGCUAUCGAGAUCGCACUCUCAACAAUUAUCAACCACAACAUUAAACAACUGAACAAUCUGACAGCUUAUUUGAUUGUUCUAACAUUUUUGGUUUUGUGUUUGUCACAACUAUUCAUGUUAAAUCAGGGGCUCAAGCUGAUCAGCACCUCUAUUCUAUACCCUCUGGUUUUCUGCGUUUACAGUAUUUUCAGCAUUCUCAAUGGGUUAACAUUUUAUCAACAAUGGUCUCAGUUUUGGGGUUGGGUAGGAUUUUUCAUUUUAUUAGGAACAAUUCUUGUUGUCAUUGGUGUUUUUGUUCUGAGCAAUUGCCCUAUCAGUGAACACAUCCAAAAUACUGAAUCUUCAGGUUUGAAACCCCCCGAAUCUCCCAUAGCUAAUCAAGAGGUUGAAAACUAUCAAAGUAUUUUACAGGUCUCACCAAGUCAGCGAAAUAGGAAGAAACAACUAAAAAAUGGCGUCGUAUCGUCAUUCAUUUCCUUCAGUGAUCCAUCAGAUGCGGAAAGUCCCUACUAUGAACACUUCCCACAUGCUCCAGAUCGCUCUUCUUCUUCAAGUAACCCAUCACCGAAAGAUUUGAUCAAGCCUAUGAUUAGAAAAACGGGAGAGAAUCUCAAUUCAGCUGGCCGAAAGGUUUCUGGAUUUUUAAAGAGAUCUAUUGAUAGCAUAAAUCAGCCACUACCUUUGAUCCCCAAACAAUUUAAUGGCAAUGCGGAUAAUCAAAAUUCAAUCAAAGGGUUUGAUGCAAUGACGACCUCUUCCAACUUAUCAUCAUCUCAUAUUGGCUAUGUCUCCUUUGGAUCUAUGAAAGAAUCUUCCAUUACCGAUUUGGGCGUGGCCUCUAAUUCGAACAUAGAAGAUAGAGUUAACCUUUCAAAGGAAGAACCUCAAUCGAUGAAUGUUACUAAAAUGUCGGCUCAGCUGAAGCCUAUAAGCCCUGAUUCGGGUAGAAAAGAAAACGCGUCAGCUUUGAACAAUCAUCCUGAUUUGAGUAUCAUGUACGGAGUCUCAAAUCGAAUUCUGCCUGACUAUAAUGACCAUAGUGAUUAUAAUUCACUCUCUUCAGGCGACAAGCAAAUGCGUUCGCAGACAGGAAAAUCUGAUUUCGAACGCGAAUUCGGCGAAUUAACAGACCUCCAUUCAAAUAACCCCGCUUUAAGGACUACUGAUAUCCACAAGAAAUCAUACGAUGAAAUUGGCGAGGAUUAUAAUCCGAAUAAUUCUUUCAACUUUUCGUUAAAUCAUACUAUUGAGGAAAUUCAAAAUCAAUUAAAUGGAUAUAGUGAGCGCAUAGCUCCCAGCCAUACUCCACCUCGAAGCCUAUCAAAACAUUUGGAAGAGGUAGACAAAAGUAACGAUUCAACCUAUGUUACAGAAGCGAGAAUCCAGAAAAAGGCACUUUUUGGAACCCAUUUUUCUCCAAACACGGUGAAUGGAGGUGUUAAGCCUAUGACGCCUUCUUCGAACUCUCAUCUUCGUGUGAAUAGCAGAAUAUUUUCAUUCGAGCAAAAGGAACUAUAUGACGAGCUUACAAACGUCUAA